UCUUCCUCUUCGCGUCGCCGGCGCUGACGCGGGCGCCGCCUUCUCCGGUGAAAACCCUACCUGCCGCCGCCCCCAUCCCGGCCGCGAGCGCCGGGUGGCCGGUACUAGCUGCUGCCGAGCAUGGUGUUCGGGCAGGUGGUGAUCGGGCCGCCGGGCUCCGGCAAGACCACCUACUGCAACGGCAUGUCCCAGUUCCUCUCCCUCGUCGGCAGGAAAGUCGCGGUUAUCAAUCUUGAUCCUGCGAAUGAUGCGUUGCCAUAUGAAUGUUCCAUCAAUAUUGAGGACCUCAUAAAACUCAGUGAUGUCAUGGCUGAGCAUUCGCUUGGUCCAAAUGGAGGCCUUGUGUAUUGCAUGGAUUACUUGGAGAAGAAUAUUGAUUGGCUUGAGGAGAAGUUGAAACCUCUUAUUGAAGAUCACUAUCUCUUAUUUGAUUUCCCGGGUCAAGUGGAACUUUUUUUCCUGCACUCAAAUGCUAGGAGUGUUAUCAACAAACUUAUCAAAAAGCUAAACUUGCGGCUGACUGCUGUGCACCUUAUUGAUGCUCAUUUAUGCUGUGAUCCUGGGAAGUAUGUGAGUGCUUUGCUUCUUUCACUGUCAACAAUGCUACAUUUGGAGCUACCGCACAUCAAUGUGUUGUCAAAGAUUGACCUCAUUGAAAACUAUGGAAGCUUAGCAUUCAACCUCGACUUCUACACUGAUGUCGAGGAUCUCUCUUAUUUGCAACGUCAUCUUGAUCAAGAUCCUCGUUCUGCCAAGUACAGGAAACUUACCAAGGAGCUAUGUGAUGUGAUUGAUGAUUUUGGCUUGGUCAAUUUUACAACUUUGGACAUCCAGGACAAGGAAAGUGUCGGCAAUCUUGUGAAGUUGAUUGACAAAAGCAAUGGCUAUAUAUUUUCUUCUAUAGACAGCAGUGUCGUUGAGUUCAGCAAAAUAGCAGCGGCACCACUUGACUGGGAUUACUACAGAACAGCAGAGGUGCAGGAGAAGUACAUGAAAGACGAUGAAUUCGUGCAAGAGACAAGCAAGAUGCAAUGAAACCAGAUUUUUCCUUUUUUUCUUCUGGAAUCCCUUGUACUUACAACAGACCAUAGUUUUCCCAUGGUGGCCCUCACAAGUGGAAAGUAGGGAACAACACAUGUUGUGGCAUUCUUGAUGAGUUAGUAUACUACACUGGAACAACUGAGACAUGUAUUUACCAGAACAAUGCUACUUAUGUCUGGGCACAUGUAUCCCAGCUGUAGAUGUUGGCUGACUUGUUGUGCCAUGUGUAGGAGUUGUAAACUCUGUAUUUGUGCUGCUGAUCCAAUCCAAGUCAGAUUUAAGGGUGUAAGUGGACCGGUCCAUGAACCCGCUUAUAGAGUAUCCACUUAAUUGGCAUAUAAAUGUGUUUGCGAGUCGCCCACUUACACCCCUAGUCGGAUUUGCUAUCGUCAUUUGCCACACUAUACAAUUCUCUAUCUACAUGCAAGCAGUUUGG
Oryza brachyantha (malo sina) is the source of this 1477-nucleotide messenger RNA. Its product is annotated as GPN-loop GTPase QQT1. Gene Ontology annotation, molecular function: GTPase activity. The record is from RefSeq and is a predicted model, not a curated record. Lineage: Eukaryota; Viridiplantae; Streptophyta; Magnoliopsida; Poales; Poaceae. The coding region runs from base 121 to 1035 and encodes 304 amino acids. The transcript is spliced from 10 exons. Gene Ontology annotation, cellular component: cytoplasm.